Gadus macrocephalus (Pacific cod) is the source of this 1438-nucleotide messenger RNA. RefSeq names its product phospholipid phosphatase related 3b (gene plppr3b). Gene Ontology annotation, molecular function: phosphatidate phosphatase activity. Gene Ontology annotation, biological process: phospholipid metabolic process; phospholipid dephosphorylation; signal transduction. Lineage: Eukaryota; Metazoa; Chordata; Actinopteri; Gadiformes; Gadidae. The record is from RefSeq and is a predicted model, not a curated record.
UCAUUUCCAAUGCACCAAAACACACUAAACCAAUGCAGAACUGUUCUACUUGUUGGUACUAAUUAUACACACCCAACAUAUUCUUGGGGUGUUACAGUGCAACUGUGGAGGUGAUGAUGAUGAAGAUGAAGAUGGCUCCUAAAGACGGCCUUACGCUGCUUCCCUGCUUCUACUUUGUGGAGCUCCCCAUCGUAGCGUCCUCCAUGCUGUCGCUGUACCUGCUGGAGCUCCAGCCCGCCCAGGGGGGGUACCGCUGCCACCAGCCCAGCCUCAGCCUCCCCUACGUGGGCCCGGGCACGGAGGCCGUCCCCCUGCUGAUGCUGCUCAGCCUCGCCUUCGCUGGACCCGCUGCCACGAUCAUGGUGGGGGAGGGUUAGGGUUAGGUCUACGCCCUCCACAGGCCCGCAGGGGGCUGCAGCUUCAACUCCUUCCUCAGGAGAACCGUGCGCUUCGUAGGCGUCCAUGUGUUCGGGCUGUGUGCGACGGCUCUGGUCACGGAUGUCCUCCAGCUCUCCACCGGGUACCACGCCCCGUUCUUCCUGACCGUGUGCCAGCCCAACUACACCCUGCUCAGUGUCCCUUGUGACCUCAACCCCUUCAUCCACCAGGACAUCUGCUCCGGGCACGACCGGCACGCUAUCCUCACCGCCAGGAAGACAUUCCCAUCCCAGCAUGCAACUCUGGCAGCCUUCGCUGCUGUUUAUGUUUCUAUGUACCUGGACCAGGCGGUUCCGGCUUGCCCGCGGCUGCUGAAGCCGGUCCUGGUGUUGGGGUUCUGGCUGGCGGCCGGCCUGGCGGGGCUGACCCAGGUGACGCAGCACCGCAGCCACGCCCACGACGUCUGGGCUGGGGGCCUCAUCGGGGCCUUCAUCGCUGUCUACCUGGCCUGUCAUGCUGUGGGUAACUUCCGGCCCCUGGAGGCGGCGGCCCCCGGGGGCCCGGCCCCCCCCGACGCCUUGAGGGCCCUCGCCGAGCGCGGCCACGACUCGGUCUACAAGGGACCCGCCUCCGCCUCCCAGAGCAACGACCAGAUCUGUGGGGCCCCCGGUGGGGCGGAGGGGGCCCCCGGUGGGGCGGAGGGGGCCCCGGGGUCGGGCGGGGGGCCCGCGAGGGGGGGGCCCGCGGGGGGCCUGCAGAGGGCCAGCCUGGAGGCGGAGCUCAGGGCCCCCAGGGAGACCAUGGUGACCAUGGUGACCUUCAGCCACACCCUGCCCCGCGCCGGCCAGGCCCCCAAGGAGCCGGGGUCGGCAUGGCAACAGAGAGCGACGGACCCGAAGGAGAGAGGGGGGCACUGAGGCGGCCCAGGGCCCCCCAGCGGUGAGGCGGGGCCCGGGGGGGCACGGCCCCGAUGCCGGGGCCCCCGCUGUGUCCCCUAAGAGCACCCUGACGCGGGCCAAGUGGCUCGCCAUCACGGAGAAGAGCCGCGCCCCCCUGGGCG